Molecule: messenger RNA, 852 nt
Organism: Peronospora belbahrii
Lineage: Eukaryota; Oomycota; Peronosporomycetes; Peronosporales; Peronosporaceae
Source: the annotation of a GenBank genome assembly
AUGCCGGCGUCCAAGCCCAAAUGGAAGAAAAUCCUAUAUGCGCCACAGCCGUAUGAGGACAAUUACGUGGACGAAACGUUUCUUGAACAGAUGCGGACAAACGCUAAUGUACGGGAACACGACUAUGGAAGUAUGGUCCGUUCGGCUGCUGCCAUUACGCAGCAGAUUAGCGCCGUCCUGAUCUUCUUUUCAGUGUUUGAGUUUGUCUGUCACGAUGCCGUCUCCGCUGUGGUACUAGGCGGUAUUGAUGUAUUCCUGGCCGUAGCUGGGUUUAUCGUACUUCGUAUUUAUCUUGGUCUACCUCUACACACGCUGGAUACGCUAAACUCGUGUCUUUUAUUCUGUGCUACGCUGUCGCUCUUGUCGCCCGUGCUACGCACGCUUACUAAAUCCUAUGCAGACGACACGAUAUGGGCGUUGGCGACGUUUCUUGGCUUACUACACCUCAUCACGCACGACUACAACUACGUUAACUCUGGCAUUGGCCGCUUUAGCGGCACAAUAUCGCUCAAUGCCGCGGUCUUCACGGCGGUGCUGCUGGGCUCGCGGCUACAGUCGAACGAGCACGUGUUUGCGUUUGUCUUGUUGGCCAUUGAAAUCUUUGCGAUGUUUCCAAUCUUUCAGCGGGAGGUGAAGCGCUACUCUGAGAAGCUACACCUCAUGACGACUGCCGUGCUCUUUGCGCUCUCGUUGGCAUUGACCUGGCAACUCUCGGGACUGCUAAGCGUUGUUUCAGGCGCUUUGGUGCUUUUCCUGGCCUUCGUGUGCCCGCUUUGGUUCAUGCAUGUGCAAGAGUCAAAAAACGAGAUUCUAGGUCCGUGGGAUAUCGCCCACAUCCAGCCAGAGCAGUAA